This is a messenger RNA of Debaryomyces hansenii CBS767, 5055 nucleotides long. Its product is annotated as aminophospholipid-translocating P4-type ATPase. The transcript has a single exon. Lineage: Eukaryota; Fungi; Ascomycota; Pichiomycetes; Serinales; Debaryomycetaceae. Bases 1 to 5055 code for a protein of 1684 amino acids. The record is from RefSeq and is a predicted model, not a curated record. Gene Ontology annotation, cellular component: plasma membrane. Gene Ontology annotation, biological process: endocytic recycling; post-Golgi vesicle-mediated transport; intracellular protein transport. Gene Ontology annotation, molecular function: ATPase-coupled intramembrane lipid carrier activity; ATP binding; magnesium ion binding.
AUGAGUCAAACAGGGAGGUCAGAUAACCCGACACUAGACGUGCCAAGAGCUCCUCAUGCCAGGAGAAAGAGAGGCCUCUCUUUGAGAUCGCAGCUAUUUAACAAAACAUUGAUACAAAGCCAACCAACAAACCAGACUACAAACUUGAAUCCGUUUGCAAGGAAAAAUGGUACGCAUGCUCAAACCAUAGAUCAACAACAUUCAUCGAAUGAAUGGGAGGGUACUUCUCGACAAACUGAUUCAAAGGUGAAUGAUUCUGGAAUUAUACCGCCACAGAUUAAUAUUGAUGAACCAGUGGAAGAUGCCGAUUUUAAAAGUAACUCACCCUAUAUUAUUCUGCAGGUUCAGUUAAGCAAUUCAACAGUACACAGUACGAUAAACUCUUCGAGAUCUGAUGAAGCUCGUAGGUUGCUCUUUGAGAAGAGGAAAAACGCAAGACGCAACAUAGCUAUAAAACUUCUAAUUAAAGUGAAAAAUCGACUAUUGGGUAUUAAUAACUUAGAACCGACAGGUUAUGGGAGAAUUAUACCUUUGAGUGUGAAUCGUUGUAAUUUGAAUAGCGACUUUCAAGAUGAAUAUUAUGAUGGUUAUCACAAAUCUUUGAUCGACGAGAGAAAUGGCGAGCCAUAUUGCAAUAAUGUGGUCACAUCGGCGAAGUAUAAUGCAUUUACCUUCUUACCAAAACAGUUGAAAGCACAGUUUUCUAAAAUUGCUAAUUGCUAUUUCAUGGUAGUGGCCAUCAUGCAGAUGAUCCCCACAUGGUCUACUACGGGUCAAUAUACUACGAUUGUGCCUCUAUUGAUCUUCAUGUCGAUUUCAAUAGCACGGGAAGGUUUCGAUGAUUGGAAGAGACACCUUAACGAUAAAGAAGAAAAUAACAAGAAAACGACUGUUGUCAGAGAAGAUGAAGAUCUAAAUAAUUUCGAUACCCACUCUAUUGCAACCAUCAUGACGGAAACUUUGCCAGUAAAUAACGCCGAAGGCAAUAACAUUUUUCUAUCUUCCAGAUCAUCUGUUUCCCAUUCAGAAUUGACUCCGCUGUAUACCGAUAUUGAUUUAUUGAAGAAAUAUAAUUUAAAGGAACAUACAACCAGAUGGAAGAAUGUUAAAGUUGGAGACAUUCUUAAAAUCCACGAAAAUGAAUGGUUCCCCGCCGAUGUUGUUCUUUUAGCAACGAGCGAGGAAUCACAAGAGGCAUACGUGGAAACUAUGGCGUUAGAUGGUGAAACUAAUUUGAAAUCUAAAAGACCGCAUAACGAAUUAUCAAAAAGAAUUUCAAAAGUUACUGGCUUGAAGAACACCAGAGCAUUAUUUACUGUUGAAGACCCUAAUACUGAUUUAUACAAUUUUGAAGGCCAGCUUACUAUGGAUGAAGAGACUUUUGCAUUGGGAUCUGACAAUAUUGCGUACAGAGGAAGUAUUCUAAGAAAUACUAAAUCAGCUUUAGGAAUUGUAACAUUUACAGGUGAAGAAACAAAAAUUAGGAUGAACAACAUUAAAAAUCCAAGAACUAAAGCUCCCAAAUUACAAAAGAAUAUCAAUUAUAUCGUUAUAUUUAUGGUUUGUGUAGUGGUAUUAUUAUCCGCAUUCUCGACCAUGGCUCAACGAUUAUUAUACAAGGAGAACAAAAAUAAGGCAUGGUAUUUAUAUGGGCAAGAUGCUGGUGUUGCACCAACAUUAAUGGGCUUUAUUAUCAUGUAUAAUACUUUGAUUCCUUUAUCGCUUUAUGUUACGAUGGAAAUAAUCAAAGUAAUGCAAUUAUGCUUGGUUCAAUAUGAUAUUGAUAUGUAUCAUGUUGAGAGCAAUACUCCGGCUGAUGCUAAAACGGCUACAAUUCUAGAAGAGUUGGGACAGGUUAGUUAUAUUUUCAGUGACAAGACAGGAACUUUGACAGACAAUAUUAUGAUCUUUAGAAAAUUUAGCGUGUGUGGUGUGAGCUGGUUGCAUGAUUUAGACGUUAAAGCUGGAAUCACAGGUGAUGACGUCCAAACUAAAAGAAAAGAUGAUUCUAUGCUUCAUUCGCCUACAAAAUCAAGAUUUCAGACAACCAUCAAGGAAACAUCCCAGAUGGAUAAAAAAUCUAGUUUCCUGUCUGCGUUAGAAUAUCAACCAAGAAGAAGUACUACAUCAAUAGCUCGCGAUAGUCUAGAUAUAAAAUCGUUUGAAUCAAAUUGGAGGUCGUCAGCAUUUCCAGCUAAAUGCCAGGACUUGCAGAACUCAUUAGCUUUGUUGAGAUAUAUUCAAUCUCACCCACACACUCUUUUUGCCAAGAAAGCUAAAUUCUUCUUGUUAAGUAUUGCACUAUGUAACACUUGUUUGCCUAAAAGAAAGCAUAAGAGCAGAAGUAGAGAUGAAUCGAGCGAUUAUUUCUUGGACGAUGAUAAUAUUAAAGACGAAAAUCUCGAAUACCAAGCUUCUUCUCCUGAUGAAUUGGCUUUAGUACAGGCUGCAAGAGAUUUAGGGUUCGUUGUGUUCAAUAGACAAAAUAAUCAAUUGAUUAUUAAAUCAUACCCAGAUGGGUUCGAAGCUGAUCCAAUAAUGGAAACAUAUGAAGUCCUCGACGUGAUUGAAUUCUCUUCGGCUAGGAAGCGAAUGUCUGUUGUAGUAAAAUUUCCUGAAGGUAGAAUUUGUAUUGUUUGUAAAGGAGCAGACAAUAUAAUUUUAGAGAAAUUAAGAAAUUCUGACCUAGCAAAACUGAAGGCUAAAGAGAUUUCUUUUAAUUCUGCUGAUCGUAAAACUCAAGAAGCUGAUGCAGUAUUACAGACUAAGUUUUCUAAUGAAAUUGAGUCAAGGAAUUCAAUAUCUUCAUUAAAGAGAAGUUUGCAUAUGCGAGGAAACACAGAACCUAAUAUACUUGCUUCCAUUGAUAAUUAUUUGAUAAAUAAUGAAGAAUAUGAAAUCGAUGAUAUUGCCUCUAAGUCAAGGAAAUCCUUACAUGAGCAACAGGCCAAGCGAUAUAGUAUUGAUGUUACAAGUCACGGUAACCUAGAUGUAAGUCCCGUACAGAUACCAAAAGUUAAAAGUUUAAAGCAAUUUAUUCCAAACGAUAAAUUACUAGUAAACGAUGGGUUUAUUUUUGAGAAAACCUUGGAACAUAUAGAAGAGUUUUCAACCGAAGGACUUAGAACAUUAUUAUAUGCAUUUAGAUGGUUAGAUAAGACUGAGUAUGAAGAUUGGUCUAAGGAAUAUAUCGAGGCAAAAACAGCCCUUUCUGACAGGGCCGGUAAAGUAGAAGAUGUGGGAGGACGCAUUGAAAACAACUUCGAAUUGUGUGGUGCCACUGCGAUUGAAGAUAAAUUACAAAAUGGCGUUAGUGAGGCCAUUGACAAGCUUAGAAGAGCAGGAAUAAAAAUGUGGAUGCUUACUGGAGACAAAAGAGAGACUGCCAUUAACAUUGGUUAUUCUUGUAGACUCAUCAAAGAUUAUUCAACUGUUGUUGUUUUAAGUUUAGACGUUGGAAGGGAGGCAUUGUCUCAACUUGUUAUGUCAACAAUCCAUGAUAUACAAGGAGGAAGAAUAGCUCAUUGCGUAGCAGUCAUUGAUGGCGCUACUUUAGCCGAUAUUGAAAGUGACCCAAAUCUUAUGGCGUCCUUUAUUGAUUUAUGUGUACAGACUGAUUCGACUAUCUGCUGUCGUGCUUCGCCUUCACAGAAGGCAAACAUGGUGAGUGCUGUUCGUAAUUUGAAAAAAGAUGCAGUUACUUUAGCUAUUGGUGACGGUGCCAAUGACAUAGCGAUGAUUCAAAGUGCAGAUAUUGGUGUAGGGAUUACUGGAAGGGAGGGCUUACAGGCUGCAAGGUCGGCCGAUUAUGCAGUUGCUCAAUUCAGGUUUUUGCUAAAUUUAUUACUAGUAAAUGGCAGAUAUAACUAUGUCAGAACUGCAAAAUUUGUUCUAUGCACUUUUUAUAAGGAAUUAUUUUUCUACCUAACCCAAGCAAUUUAUCAAAGGAAUACUUUAUUUUCGGGUUCUUCCAUGUAUGAAAGCUGGUCCUUAUCAAUGUUUAAUACAUUAUUUACUUCUCUUCCGGUUCUAUGUGUUGGUAUGUUUGACAAAGAUUUGAAACCUGCGACUUUGUUAGCAGUUCCAGAACUUUAUGCAAAGGGGAGGUUGUAUCAAGCAUUUAACUUGAAAAUUUUCAUUUCAUGGAUGGUUUUGGCAACUUUGCAGAGUGUUGGUGUAUCAUUUAUAGCAUACUAUGUAUGGGGAUUCACUGCUCUAGAAGAUAACACUACCUUUCCUUUAGGAAAUUUGGUAUUCAGUGCGUUGAUAAUUGUUAUCAAUGCCAAAUGUGAGUUGAUAGAAAUGCAAAAUAGGCAAUGGUUAGCAUUUGCAGCGUUUAUUAUUUCUGUCGGGGGAUAUGGUCUUUGGAAUGUAUUGAUUAUGGCAUUAUAUAGAACGAAGGAUUCUACAAUAUACUUUGUUGCCUAUGGUCUUAUGACCUUUGGGAGGGACCAAAGUUGGUGGGCUUCUUUGUUACUUUUGGCCACUAUUCCUUUACUUUUCGAUAUCCUAUUCAAAGUUUUUAAGUUUAUCUUCAAUCCAAGCGAUGACGAGUUAUUCAAAUUGUUUGAGAAGGAUAUUGAAAUGAGACGGUUUUUCGAGGAGGAAUCAUACGAGGAAUUACAUCAAGGAUGGACAUUUGUGAAGGAAGAGUCAAUAUGGAAAAGACGUGCAGUUCUUAUCUGGAAGGCUAUUUGUCAAAGAUUUAAAUUAUCAUCCGAUGAAACAGUCAACCCAGAAGAUAUAGAAUUGGAAGAUAUGCCGAUUCAUAGAAAAAGAGCGGGCACUGAUCCAAACCCAACAGAACUUCCUCCUGGCAGCGAGGGGACGAUCAUUUAUAGUGGCGACACUCAGUACCACGAGUCAUCAAGAUACGAUAUUUUGCCAAGUGGUAAGAAGGUGAAAAUUAAUAAAGACGGUGUUUGGACUAAAUUAGGCUCAAAAUUGAUGUCCAAAAAAUCGAACAAUCAAAGUGGCAUGGCAGAUGAAGAGGUUGAUGCAAUCAUUGAGCAGAGGUUAAAUGGAUUAAGAAAUGAAGUAAGAAAUUCUAAGUAA